Molecule: messenger RNA, 1755 nt
Organism: Xyrichtys novacula (pearly razorfish)
Lineage: Eukaryota; Metazoa; Chordata; Actinopteri; Labriformes; Labridae
Source: the annotation of a GenBank genome assembly
GAUAAAUAUAUCAUGCAUUAAAAAACAAUCAGCGUUUAAAGGGUUAACAUUCAGAAACUAAAUAGAGUACAAAAUAACACAAAUUAUCCAAGAAAAUUCAGUAAAUUAUUUCUCCAAGGGUAUAAAAGGGAGAGGGGAACAGGGAUAAUUUCAUUUUUAUUUGGCUGCCUGCUGGGGUAACCCCUAUGAAUUGGGGCCCAGCAGCCAUUUUUUUUUUUUGUGCGCAUGACCUGAUGAAGACCCAAGUAGGGUCGAAACGUCGUCGACGCGCACAAUGUAUGUACAUAGUUCAUGUGUGAUCAUGUAUUGUUUGUUUGUUUGUUUGUUUGUUUGUGUGUUGUGUAUAAAAACAAAAAAAUCCUAAAAAAAAUGGAAAAUAUUUAAAAACAAAAACAAAAAUCCUAAAAAAUUGGAAAAUAUUUAAAAACAAUAACACAACACAUUAAAACCAAGUCAACAACAACAUUUAUUAAGCACAAGUCGUGUUUCCUGGGGGACCGGGGGAGCGUGUCCAGUGGGCGAAGGCCCGUGCAUUCCCCGCUCCCCGCAGACCCAAGUAGGGUCAUUCUAGGGGAGACGGGAUUCUUUCCCAAACCUAACCCUCUCGUCAACAACGCUGUGCUCGCUCUGUCUGAGCAAAGCAACAAAGUCUUUGUCUUCAUCGAUCUGAUGUCUGACAGUCAGUCAGCUCUCCCGCAGGAGUUGCAAAGAAAAUACGUACUGACUCGGCAGGUUGGCACAGGGGUGUGUGGUGAAGUAAAACUAGCCUUCGAGAGAUCCACCUGCAAAAAAUUUGCAGUGAAAAUAAUAAACAAGAAGAAUUUUCAGUCUGAAGGGACAGCAACGCGAAAUGCGGAGACAGAGAUUGAAAUUCUGCAGCGAGUGAACCAUCCUUGCCUCACAAAGACAGAAGACUUCUAUCAGACAGAGGACAGCUACUACAUUGUCUUGGAGCUCAUGGAAGGAGGAGAACUUUUCCAAAAAGUGAAGUCCCAGGGGCAGCUGAAGGAGUCAAUCGCCAAACUUUACUUUUACCAGAUGCUGAGAGCCGUCCAGUACCUCCACACCAAUGGAAUAAUCCACCGAGACCUGAAGCCAGAGAACAUCCUGCUGUCCUCACACAAUGAUAUCUGUCUCAUAAAGGUUACGGACUUCAACCAGGAUAGGAGACAGGAGGUGCACGGUCCAUCCCCCUGUUCCCCGUCCCCCACGACCCCGUUUGGUAUUGCUGAUUAUUAGUGCGGUACGGGCGUCGACCACGCCUUUUCCCGUACCGCACUUCAGUCCAGUCUUGUUGCUCAUAAUUCAUGAUUGUUUUUAAUCUUUUUAAUUAUUUAUUACUAUUUAUUAAUGUACUGUAUUUAUUAAACUAUGUAUUUAUUUAUUUGUGUAUUUAUCUAUCUAUUUAUUAAUCUAAUGAAAUGAAAAAAUAUUUAAAACAAAAACUGUAUAUAAAAAAUGAAUUGUUCUUUAAUUUUUUUAUGCUUUUUUUGUUGUUUUCUGAAAUCAAAAUGAAAUAAAAGAAAGAAAACCAAAUAAAAUGCCUAUGAGGAGGAAGAAAUAAAGAAAAGGUGUGAUAAAGAGUGCCCAGUUGCAACGUUUCGACCGCUGUGGGUCUUCUUCAGGCUAUGGGCACAAAAAGAAACAUGUCCGGACUUGUCUGAGUAUGUCUGUGAGAUGUUUGCUCUUCAGGACACAUAGGAGAAGUGGGAGCCUCCUAACCUUAACCCUAACCCUAACCCCUAACCCUAACCC